AUGGCACCCCUCCAUUUGGUAGCUACCGCCACCGUGCAAGACGGCAAACUUCAAGACGCCCUCGACGCAAUCAAAACCCUUACCGAGGAAGCUCAGAAGAACGAGCCGGGUCUCUUGCGCUACUUUGCUUUUACGACCAAGAACGAAGAGGGUCAAGACCAAAUUGUUUUUGUUGAAAAAUAUGCCGAUGAAGAUGUGCACAAGGUCCAUCAUACCACGGCGCAUUUCCAGGCCUUUGGAAAGAAGGCUGCGGCGUUUCUCGCUGGACCUCCUGUGAUCAGGACUGGAGCUUUUGCUGCUGGGUUUGAGAACCGGGCAAAUUUGUAG
Talaromyces amestolkiae is the source of this 327-nucleotide messenger RNA. RefSeq lists its product as uncharacterized. The transcript is spliced from 3 exons. The coding region runs from base 1 to 327 and encodes 108 amino acids. The record is from RefSeq and is a predicted model, not a curated record. NCBI's taxonomy places the organism in Eukaryota, Fungi, Ascomycota, Eurotiomycetes, Eurotiales, Trichocomaceae.